AUGUCGUGUAAUAUAAGCUGGGAUUCCUUUGAAGAAGGAUCGUUUCUUGCCUGGUCAAAAGAAUUACUUUAUGAUGCUUUAAAUUCAGGUAAACGUCCUCAUAUCCUUUCAUCAGAAAUUAAAAUUAAAGAAUUGACAUUUGGUAAACAAUCACCAAGUUUUGAAAUUUUAGAAAUUGGAGAUUUAGCAAAUGAUAGAUUUAGAGGUAUUUUUAAAUUAAAAUAUGAUGGUGAUGCAAAUAUUACAUUAAAUACAAAUAUUCAAGCAAAUUUAUUAAAUAUUUAUGAAAGAAAUUCUCAAGAAAUUUCUCAAGCAAGUUCAUUUGCUUUACCAAAUUUUAAAUUAGCUUCACAACCUUUUUCAUUACCACUAAAUGUUACAUUAUCAAAUAUAAAAUUAAGUGGUAUUAUUGUUGUUGUUUUUUCAAAAUCAAAAGGUUUAACUUUAGUUUUCAAAAAUGAUCCAUUAGAGAAUAUUAAAGUUAGUUCAACUUUUGAUAAUGUACCAGUUAUUGAAAGAUUUUUACAAAAACAAAUUGAAAAUCAAAUUCGUGAUUUAUUUAGAGAUAUUUUACCAAGUGUUUUACAUAAAGUUUCACAAAAAUGGACUACAAAUAAUAUAAUUAGUCAAUUACAUUCCAAAAUUAAUGAACAAAAUAAUGAUCAAUUGAAAAAUGAAAGAAUUUCAAUUUUUGAAAUUAAUCCAUCAGAACCUGAAUUAUCACCAACAAAUAUGUUAAAAUUAUCAACUUUAAAUACUUCAAGACAAAGUUUUAGAUUAUCUAUACCCCCAUUACAAGAUGUUAUUGAACGUCCAAUGUUGUUUAAAUUUGAACAAAAAUCUAAAUCUUCAUUUGGUGAUAAUUUUGCUAUAAAUACUAAAAAUAUACCAAUUGAAUUAUUAAUUAAUAAAUCAACAAAUAAUGAUGAUUAUCAAAUUAACUCAACAUUAACUACAAUUUCUAAAAUUCAAUCAAAAUAUUAUUCAAAUGAAAAAAAUAAUAAUAAAUUGAAAAGAAGAAGUAUAAAGAUGAAUAAAAAGAGUAAGAAAUCAUCAUCAACCACAGCUACAAAUUCUGUUUCAAUGAACACUGAAGAUACAUUAGUUGAAGAAAAUUCACAAUCUCAACAUGAAAUAACAAAAGAUGAAUCAUCAGUAAAGGAAAUUCCAUCAACACCUAUGGAGAAUUUAUAUGAAAAAGAUCCAACUCAUGGUUUCCAAUAUAUUGAAAUUCCAUCAGCUAUAAAUCUAACAAAUCCAAUAUUGAAAAGACCACCAUUAACACCAGUCAAUACUCAAACAGAUUCAAAUUCAUUCCCAUCAUCAUAUCCAAGAUCUCAUUCACCAAGAAAAUCACAAUCUUAUUUAUUAAAUGUUGGUAUUGGUAUGAAUAAUUAUGGUUUUUUAGAUGCACCACCACCUCCAUAUCAUUAUUGA
This is a messenger RNA of Hansenula ciferrii, 1437 nucleotides long. RefSeq names its product ERMES complex subunit MDM34 (gene MDM34). Gene Ontology annotation, cellular component: ERMES complex. The record is from RefSeq and is a predicted model, not a curated record. Lineage: Eukaryota; Fungi; Ascomycota; Saccharomycetes; Phaffomycetales; Wickerhamomycetaceae. The transcript has a single exon. Gene Ontology annotation, biological process: phospholipid transport; mitochondrion organization. Bases 1 to 1437 code for a protein of 478 amino acids. Gene Ontology annotation, molecular function: lipid binding.